ACGAGCCUCGAGUAAGUCUAGUGAUGACAACAAACAACAAGAAUAGUAUAGUCGCUGAAGGAAAUGAGAUUGUCAUGGAUUGCAAGACCAAAGCCAACCCUUCAAUACUCGAUCACAACUGGUUUUAUGAGCAAAGAAUGAUUAAAACCGAUUCCCUUAAAGGCAUUUAUGUAAACAAUGCGAGUCUUGUUAUAAAAAAUGUGAUCCGCAGCCAACACGAGGGCAAGUAUUACUGUUUGGCCAGUAAUUCAGUCGGAAGGGGAAAGAGUAAUGAUCUUAUAUUAACCAUCGACUAUGCACCGGUUUGUAAAAGUGGUCAGAAAAUAGUGUACGGCAUAGGUUUGGGAGAGACGGCCAAAAUAUUAUGUGAUGUGGACGCACGACCCCAACAAAUCUUCUUCCAGUGGUCUUUCAACGACACCGUAAACCCGGACCUCAAAUACUUGAGCGAAGGC
Messenger RNA from Medioppia subpectinata, 455 nucleotides. The record is from the annotation of a GenBank genome assembly. NCBI's taxonomy places the organism in Eukaryota, Metazoa, Arthropoda, Arachnida, Sarcoptiformes, Oppiidae.